GGGCGCUGGGAAGAGUUUAGCAUAAGGAUUUCUUUUAAAGCCCAAUAAUGACAGUUGCUACUGGAGAUCCUGCAGAUGAAGCUGCAGCUCUUCCCGGUCACCCGCAGGACACGUACAACCCUGAGACCGACCAUGAGUGCUGUGAGAGGGUGGUCAUUAACAUCUCGGGGCUGCGCUUCGAGACGCAGCUCAAGACACUUGCCCAGUUUCCAGAGACCUUGCUAGGGGAUCCUAAAAAGAGGAUGAGAUAUUUCGACCCUCUCCGGAACGAGUAUUUCUUUGACCGGAACAGACCCAGCUUCGAUGCCAUUUUGUACUAUUACCAGUCCGGGGGCAGGUUGCGGCGGCCGGUUAACGUGCCCUUGGACAUCUUCUCCGAAGAGAUCCGCUUCUAUGAACUGGGGGAAGAGGCCAUGGAGAUGUUCCGGGAGGAUGAAGGCUACAUCAAGGAAGAGGAGAGGCCGCUGCCUGAGAACGAGUUUCAGAGACAAGUGUGGUUGCUCUUUGAGUACCCCGAGAGCUCAGGCCCUGCCAGGAUUAUAGCUAUUGUCUCUGUCAUGGUGAUUUUAAUCUCCAUCGUCAGCUUUUGCCUGGAAACGUUGCCCAUUUUUCGGGAUGAGAAUGAAGACAUGCACGGUAGCGGGCUGAGCCAUCCCCCCUACUCCAACAGCAGCAUGGGGUACCAGCAGUCCACUUCUUUCACAGACCCCUUCUUCAUCGUGGAGACACUUUGCAUCAUCUGGUUCUCCUUCGAGUUCUUGGUGAGGUUUUUCGCCUGCCCCAGCAAGGCUGGUUUUUUUACCAACAUCAUGAACAUUAUAGACAUUGUAGCCAUCAUUCCCUAUUUCAUCACCUUAGGGACAGAGCUGGCUGAGAAGCCAGAGGAUGGUCAGCAGGGCCAGCAAGCCAUGUCCUUGGCCAUCCUCAGAGUCAUCCGCUUGGUGCGGGUCUUCAGGAUCUUCAAGCUCUCCCGGCACUCCAAGGGGCUGCAGAUCCUGGGACAGACUCUCAAGGCCAGCAUGCGGGAGCUGGGCCUCUUGAUAUUUUUCCUCUUCAUCGGCGUCAUCCUCUUCUCCAGCGCCGUCUACUUUGCCGAGGCCGACGAGAGCGAGUCCCAGUUCCCGAGCAUCCCCGAUGCCUUCUGGUGGGCUGUGGUUUCCAUGACGACUGUUGGCUACGGAGACAUGGUCCCCACCACCAUCGGGGGGAAAAUAGUGGGUUCCUUGUGUGCCAUCGCUGGCGUAUUAACGAUUGCCUUACCAGUGCCCGUCAUAGUGUCUAACUUCAAUUACUUCUACCACCGGGAGACCGAGGGAGAGGAGCAGGCUCAAUAUUUGCAAGUAACCAGCUGCCCAAAGAUCCCCUCUUCCCCUGACCUAAAGAAAAGCAGAAGUGCCUCUACUAUUAGUAAGUCUGAUUAUAUGGAGAUCCAGGAAGGUGUAAACAAUAGCAAUGAGGAUUUUAGGGAGGAGAACUUGAAGACAGCCAAUUGCACCCUAGCUAACACAAACUAUGUGAAUAUCACCAAAAUGCUAACUGAUGUCUAGUCGCUAAAAUCUAGUCCCGUAUUUAAAGCUGAAGUGGAACAAUUGCAGAUAUUGAGUGCUGCUCUGCAUUGUAGUUAAUACAGUAUUUUCUACGGUGUAUAUUUGGUUCUGCAUGGGAAGCAAUAGCUGUGUAAGUGACUUUUAACCUUUGAUUUCUGCACCGAAUAAGCGUCCGUGCAAAAAAAACCAACAAACCCAAACCAUUUUGUUGCACUUCUCCCAUCCCAGGCUCGUGGGUUUCCAAAGAUACGGAGGGGACGGGCACUUCCAGCAGCGGGAUGGGGAUGGAAGGGGCAGGUCCGGGUCAUCCCGGCUGCCACAAAUCCUGGUCCCUGUCCUGGGUGACAGCCAGCUCCCAGGCACAGGGAACAGCUGGGAAAGGUCAGGCAGGGCUUCCUGGAGGGCGGCUGCAGGCGUGGGGCCGGGCUGCUGGAGGGCUCGGCUCCUGCCCCGGGAAAGGCGAGCGCGAACGCGGCGCCCGGCUCGUGUUUCAUAACUGAAAAUGCUGCAUGCUGCAAUAGUUUCAGCCACUGCAGUGUGC
This is a messenger RNA of Pyrgilauda ruficollis (rufous-necked snowfinch), 2088 nucleotides long. It is a transcript of the gene KCNA2, whose product is annotated as potassium voltage-gated channel subfamily A member 2. Gene Ontology annotation, biological process: protein homooligomerization; potassium ion transmembrane transport. The transcript has a single exon. Bases 48 to 1547 code for a protein of 499 amino acids. The record is from RefSeq and is a predicted model, not a curated record. Gene Ontology annotation, molecular function: protein binding; delayed rectifier potassium channel activity. Gene Ontology annotation, cellular component: juxtaparanode region of axon; axon terminus; dendrite. NCBI's taxonomy places the organism in Eukaryota, Metazoa, Chordata, Aves, Passeriformes, Passeridae.